AUGAGGCUGAAGCUGUUGAACGGUGCUCCGUUUUGCGAGCAACUCGAGUUCAACAAUGACAUUCUUCUCGAUGUCGCUGAGUGCAACGAUUUCAAUGCAAGGUCAUGGCACGGCCAAUCGACAGCAGAAGAGGUUGCGUUGAAAUGGCGGGAGGUCGGUCUGAGAAACGCUCGCCUACAUACAGGGUGGUCGCAGCCUUAUCUUCCAGGGACUGGUCUACAAGGCGCUUACUCAUUCGCGAUACCAGGAGUCGAGGAAUCUCCUGCGUUACCUUGCCUCGACACGACGAACCUUGACACAACAUUAACGCUCGAUGAAGACCAAUUCGCGGCGGACGAUUACCUUCAGCACUCACUCAUUUUGCACGACACGCUCAUGUCCUCGCAAGUUAUCCAAAAUGUGACUGAGGACGACACCGUGAACUCUCCAUCAUUCAUGACAACGAGUUUUGGUACCACAGCAUCAGGAGCCAGCAGCCCCUCUCCGAUUGACAACCACGUCCUCUUGCUGCAGGUGCCAACCGCAAUGGUGGUCACGCCUCUCGGCUCGUUGCCAAGUGCACAGCAUUUGCGCUCUAUCUAUCCCCAGACACCCACACCGAACUUCCUCUGUGCGCUUAUGACUACCCCUGAGCGACGCGAAGUAUUCGUGCACAAGAGAGGCUACAGGAUGGACUUGUGGGAGAUCACUAUGGGGGACGACACACGCGCAAACUUCAAAGUGACAUUUUGGCUGCGUCCACCUCGAGAGUCGAAUAACGAACAGAACAAUGCACAGGUGCGGCUGCUGCACACUUUGGAGCGACUUCAAGUCGGCAACAUCCUUCUUCUGCGCAACGUAGCGCUCACGUCUUUCCGCGAUACCGUUUAUGGACAAUCACUGAAUAGUGCAAUCACUAGAGCCAGAACGUCAGUCGACGUGUUGGUAAAAGGCAGUGGGCUAUCGAUGGCGCAAGUCGGUGGGCUUCCGGCACCAGUAGUUAAGACUUUUAUGAGAGUGAAGAGGUGGGCAAGAUCGCAUGUGGCUGAAGACAUACAGCAUAUAAGGAAGAGAAAGGGUGGACCUUCGAGGCCUGGCCAUACGGCAAAGCGACCGUUCAUGGGUUCUGCGCGAAACGAGGACAUGCCACCAGACACCAUGGAGGAGACUUGA
Molecule: messenger RNA, 1152 nt
Organism: Didymella exigua CBS 183.55
Lineage: Eukaryota; Fungi; Ascomycota; Dothideomycetes; Pleosporales; Didymellaceae
Exons: 1
Coding region: 1-1152 (383 amino acids)
Source: RefSeq, a predicted model, not a curated record